Molecule: messenger RNA, 2626 nt
Organism: Bombus pascuorum
Lineage: Eukaryota; Metazoa; Arthropoda; Insecta; Hymenoptera; Apidae
Exons: 5
Coding region: 634-2517 (627 amino acids)
Source: RefSeq, a predicted model, not a curated record
GUAAAUAAAAAAGAAAGAAACAAUGGAAAGUAGAAAUAAAAAUUGUUUCUAAGAAGAAAACGUUACAUUUUACCGUCAGUGGAAGUAUUAUGUAAUUACAACGUGACACGAACAUUUUUGGUAAAUAAUGGAGAUACGGAUAAAAAGUAAAAAUGUCACGGUCGAAAAUUGUGAGCGAUCGUUAUCGAGACAUUAUUAUAUGUGAAAAUGGACACAGGUCAAUUUAGAUGACUAUCGGAUGGAACAAUUGUUAGGAAAAUGGUAGGUGUCCAACAGGAAAGGGAAUGCUAUUCGGUGACGUGAAUCAGUACAUUGUUUGUCGUUGUACCGUAACGAUUAAUCCCGUGGGACAUUCGGACGUAUUAAAUAAGCACGUAACACGAUGUUGUAAAACAGAAUCCAUUAAGUUGACUCGUGAUUUCGUCCGAUGGGAAUUCUACAAAGUUAUAGAAUGAACAGUGCAGUUUCAUUCUUAGCGGCGAGAAUUAAGUCCGAUUAACGUCACUUGACCUAACGUUGCAAAGGGCAACUCCGACUUUGCUUGCCUCGUGCACUUCGCGCAUGAUUUUGCAGAAAAAGUAAAGAAACUUCCGCAACGACCAGCUGUGUGUUAUUAACCGCGUCUCGCGAACUAUGGCUUUGCUCACUUGGAAGUCUUGGAACAUUGUCUUAUCAAUCUCUACGGUGACUGCCAAUGCGACCAUUGGAAAUAAAGUCACUUACAACGAGCUGAUUGAUACAACGAUGACAAUCGUUCGAUCAUGCACGAUGUUCCAUGCAGACGACGCUCUUCUAUUAGCUGGCGAAUACGACGAAUUCUUUCAACGAUCUCUACUCAACGAUAUACCGGUUGCUCUAAUCUCCGAAUCGAAAUCAACGGCGUUCGAGAUGUUCACUUUGAGCAAAUAUUCGUACACGAUAUACACACAGUUCUCUGUGAUAUAUUUGCUUUGGAAAUUGAACCAAUUCAUCGUGGUUGCAUCCUCGCAGCCAAUGCUUCAAUUGCUUUUGCAAAGGACAAGGGACUCUGGUUGGUCGAACUUCCAGGGUUUCCAUAUUCUGAUAGACAGGAAGACCGAGCAACGCGGCUGUGUGAACGCUUACAAUUUCCUGUGGACAGCUUGGGAAUACGACAGACUUUCCACCAUAUUUCUGUGCAUCGAUCCGAUCGAAGGAAUCGUCCUUUAUACUUUUAAUCCUUAUUCGAGCAUCGCGCCUGAAGUUUGGAGGAACGUUGGACAUUUCCAUGGGCGCGGUGAACAUCCUUGGACAUUAUUGAAAAAGAAAUACCACGAUGAUUGGAGAACAUGCGAGGACUUGAUGUUCGACAAAACGAAAGAUCUAAACGGAUACGAGGUCCGAACGAACGCCAUAUCCUUCGAGCCGCAUCUUCAAAUAGACCCGACUAAACGAGGCUUGGAACAGUUCUCCGGUGACAAUAGCGAAAUCCUGAAAAUAGUGUUCAAAAAGUUGAACGCGAGCCUUCGCGUGCGUGUGUACACUGGGUCUCCGUAUAAUUUAGGAGGAAUUGGCAGUCACGGAACUAUGGUGGGAAUGAUGGCUGACUUGGCUACUCGUGAGGUGGAUAUAGGAAUGAACGCGAGGAGCCUGUAUAAUACAUGGAAGGUCGAACACACGUAUCCUCACGGAGACGACGGUCUUUGCGUGUUCACGCAACGAGCAGGAGAAAUAUCAGAGUUUGUCAAGAUCAUGUCCUUCCUAUCGCCAGUUAUACACGCGGCCAAUCUUGUUGUAUUCGUGAUCGCCCUUCUGGUUCUUACGAAAUACCAGGGAUUCAUAGAAGCUAGCCUGAAUAUAAUACGUUUGAUGACUUUUGGCGCCGUACAUAGAUUGCCGAGAACCAAUUCCACCAGGAUCUUCUUCAGUAGUACGUUCAUAUUGUACUUGAUAAUGAACGCGCUGCACCAGAGUCAUUGGGCUUCGUUUCUUACCAUUCCUGUUUCUCUACCGAAUAUUAGAACAUCGGAGGAUCUUAAGAAGUCUGGUUGCCAAAUCUACGGAUCGAUAUUUCACGGUCAAGAGCUUCAGGAUCCCGAACUACAAUCACGUUUCCACAAGGACACCUACUAUGCUUGCAAGGAGCACGUGUUUCGAUCGCAAUGCGCCGCCUGCUUAGGUGACUGUCUUCAUCAUUACAUGAGGAUCCACAAUGAAGCGCGCCUUUAUCGAUCUAAGAAAAUACAGCAGAACGCGCUAGUGUUCAAGACCAGAGAGGACUGGCCAUUGCUUGUUUCUGUAACGUAUAUGAUUCAGAGAACGGUGGAAGGUGGAAUUAUAGGAAAAUGGAAGGAGGCGAGUACAAGAAAAACGCGCUGGGCGUGGAAGAAAAGGCAACUGAACAAAAAUAAAAGCUUUAAGACUUUGGAGAUGCAUCAUGUCUUGUUCAGCUUCUAUAUAUUGGCGAUUGGAUACCUUUUAGGGACUCUGGCUUUUGUUGUGGAGAUCGUUAUGGGAAGGCAACGAAUUGACAAAUCCUCGAGAAAUCGGAGGCAUUGAACGAAAAGAUUUUCGAUGUUAAAAUUGUUGGACGCAGUGGUUUUCAGAUGAUUUUGUAUCGGGAGAACAUGAUAUCACAGGAAGUGGCACAAUUUCGACGAUUCUUGGA